Molecule: messenger RNA, 2895 nt
Organism: Nerophis lumbriciformis (worm pipefish)
Lineage: Eukaryota; Metazoa; Chordata; Actinopteri; Syngnathiformes; Syngnathidae
Source: RefSeq, a predicted model, not a curated record
AUGUCAUUCUUUAACAUCCGUAAAAUAUUUAAACUGGGGUCUGAGAAGAAGAAGAAACAAUACGAGCAUGUCCGAAGAGAUGAGAACCCAGAGGAGGUAUGGACCAUCAUCGGCGAAUUGGGAGAUGGAGCCUUUGGGAAAGUGUUCAAGGCUCAAAAUAAACAGACAGGUGUGCUUGCCGCUGCCAAAGUUAUUGACACAAAGACUGAAGAAGAGUUGGAGGACUACAUGGUAGAGAUCGACAUCUUGGCUUCAUGUGAUCACCCAAAUAUUGUCAAGCUGCUUGACGCUUUCUAUUUUGAGGGCAAACUCUGGAUUCUGAUUGAGUUCUGUGCAGGAGGUGCUGUAGAUGCUGUCAUGUUAGAACUGGAAAGACCCCUGACAGAACCACAGAUUAAAGUGGUGUGCCGGCAGACUCUGCAGGCCCUUGUCUACCUCCAUGACAUUAAAAUUAUCCACAGAGACCUAAAGGCUGGUAACAUCCUGCUCACUCUGGACGGUGAUGUUAAACUAGCUGACUUUGGUGUAUCGGCUAGAAACACCAAAACAAUGCAGAGGAGGGACUCCUUCAUUGGGACACCCUAUUGGAUGGCCCCUGAAGUAGUCAUGUGUGAGACAUCUAAGGACCGUCCAUAUGACUACAAAGCCGAUAUCUGGUCACUCGGUGUCACUCUAAUUGAGCUGGCACAAAUUGAGCCACCCAAUCAUGAGAUGAACCCCAUGAGAGUCCUUCUGAAAAUAGCCAAAUCAGACCCUCCUACGCUGAUGCAGCCAUCACGCUGGUCCUCAGAAUUCAAUGAUUUCCUAAAGCGUUGUUUGGAUAAAAAUGUGGAUAACAGAUGGAGUGCAGCACAACUUUUACAGCAUUCAUUUGUGUCCAGUGUGACUGGCAGCAAGCCUCUGAGAGAGCUAAUAGCUGAAGCCAAGGCUGAGGUGACCGAGGAGAUUGAAGAACACAAAGAAGAAGAGGAAGAAGAAGAAACCGAAGUUAAUAUGGGCCAUAAACGUGCUCCCUCUGAUGUCAGUGUUGCCAGCUCUGAGGAUGAGAAAAUUCCACUGUCGCCCAGCUUCUUGGAAUCUGUCCCUGAGAAGGGUGAACAACAUCUCCCCAUUGCUACACCUAAUGAGGUCCCCGCACCUAACCACAUAUUGGUCACUAGCUUUGCCGAAGAGUCCACUAACCCUAAAGCCGCAGAGCAAACUAGAGAAAAGCAGCAGGUGACAGUGGAAGGAACAAAGGUGAUAGAACCAGGCAGGCCUGUGUCAAACCAACCUGCAAAGGAGACGGAAAAGCUUGAAAGCAGCUCUGCAAAUGAAAAGGAAGUUGAUGCCACUGAGGCUCUAGCCAAUCCAGAGCCCACUACAGAGAUUCCAAAAGAUUUGGCCAACACACAUGAGGACUCAGACAAGCAUGUUAAGGUAACGUUAACAAAUCAGAAUGAAGAUGGAGAGAAGUCUACAGUAGAGAUGAAAACCGUAGAUGAGAAGAUUCUUCAAGACAAGGUUAAAGAUGAUAAUUCAGACUCUGGUAGGAGCUCAACUGCAGAUAAUAACAGCUUGGACCUGAAUCUAUCCAUCUCAAGUUUCCUGUCCAAAACAAAGGAGCCUGGAUCUGUUUCUAUUCAGGAGACAAAGCGUCAAAAGAAGACAUUGAAAAAGACACGCAAAUUCAUUGUGGACGGCGUGGAAGUUAGUGUCACUACGUCAAAAAUCAUUACUGACAAUGACACUAAGAAUGAGGAAAUGAGAUUCUUGAGACGCCAGGAACUCAGGGAGUUGCGUUUGCUGCAGAAGGAAGAGCAGCGGGCUCAGCAGCAGCUCAGCAAUAAGCUACACCAGCAGAAAGAUCAAAUUUACCGCCGCUUUGAGCAGGAGACUACAAGUAAGAAGCGUCAAUAUGACCAGGAGGUAGAAAAUCUAGAAAGGCAGCAGAAGCAGACUAUCGAGAGGUUGGAACAGGAACACACCAACCGACUGCGGGAUGAGGCCAAACGCAUUAAAUCUGAACAAGACAAAGAAUUGUCCAAAUACCAAAACAUGCUGAAAAACCGGAAAAAGGAGGAGCAAGAGUUUCUCCAGAAGCAGCAGCAGGAUCUUGACAGUGCUCUUAAAAAAAUUAUCCAGCAGCACAAACAUGAGCUGGCCACCAUCGAGAGAGAGUGCCUGAACCACAAGCAGCAGCUUCUCAGAGCAAGGGAAGCAGCCAUGUGGGAGCUAGAAGAGCGUCAUCUGCAGGAGAAACACCAGCUGUUCAAGCAGCAGCUUAAAGACCAGUACUUCAUGCAGAGACACCAGCUGCUGAAAAGGCAUGAAAAGGAAAUGGAGCAAAUGCAGCGGUACAACCAGCGACUGAUUGAAGAGAUGAAGAACAAGCAAACUCAGGAACGAGCCAGACUGCCAAAGAUUCAGCGCAGUGAUGCCAAGACUCGCAUGGCCAUGUUCAAAAAAAGUCUUCGUAUUACUGGAGCAGGAAUGACACCGGAGCAGGAAAGAGAGAAGAUCAAACAGUUUGCAGUUCAAGAAGAAAAGAGACAGAAGAAUGAGCGACUUCACCAGCAUCAGAAACAUGAAAAUCAGAUGCGAGACUUACAGCUCCAGUGUGACGCCAACAUUCGAGAGCUGCAGCAGUUGCAGAAUGAGAAGUGUCAUCUGCUGAUUGAACAUGAGACACAGAAAUUGAAGGAGCUGGACGAGGAACAUAGUGUGGAACUGAAAGAAUGGAGAGAGAAGCUAAGGCCCAGAAAGAAGGCCCUAGAAGAAGAGUUUGCCAGGAAGUUGCAGGAACAGGAAAUGUUUUUUAAGAUGAGCGGAGAGUCAGAGUGCCUUAACCCUUCAGCACAAAGUCGCAUUUCCAAGUUCUACCCAAUCCCCAGCGUCCAAUCCACUGGGUUCUAG